CUUCCGUUUUAAACGUCUGGCAAGCUUUAUUAACACCGGAGGUCAGCUACAGCGGCAUUAGAUUUGGUAACAACAUGUCAAGUAUGGGUGCACGAGUAACACGCAUGUUUAGAAAUUUUAAUCUAGAAAACAGAGCACACCGAGAAAUAUCGAAAGAAAAGCCUUUGGCAGCACCUCGGCAUUCUGUCAACAUUGUUCCUGCUCCAAGUACUGAGGUCACAGAGAUAACGGAAGACAUCCAUAAAAGGAAUGAUCCCCUCUUAUCGUUGUUGAAGUCUGUGUAUGUGGAAUCAAACGAUCCAACGACAGAGGAACCCAAGCAAGUCACUGAGGGGACAAACGCGGGUCGCAGGAAGUUAAAGUUCAGCCUGCCAGGGUCUCCUUAUGGCAUUGUUGAAAUCACAGACGUUCCCAAAGGCAAAUUGUCCAUUGUUGAAGCCCUCACAGUUCUCAAUCAUCACAAACAAGAACCCCAAAGAUGGACCCCGGACAAGAUUGCUCAGGAGUACUGUCUUGAUCCAAAAGACUCACAAGCGCUCUUAGAAUUCUUCAUCCCCUUCGAAGUGAAGAUCAUACCGCCCAAGACUAAGGAUACAAAACAGAUCAAAGAUAAUUAGGACCAAUAUGUAUUAUUCCUGGCUUCAAGACCACCCAAGUUGUUUGUCAAGUGUCUUAUGAAUUAUUUAUUGAUGUAUAAAAACAAGGUUGUCUGCUUUGCUUCAAGGUUUAGUGUUUGAAUCAUCAAUGUCUUUGUUGCUAAGAUGUAAGAAUAUAUUUCAAAAUGUACAAAUGUUUAUUAUUCCAAACAUCAUGGUAUUACUCAAUGUAUCCUGCAACAUAAUUUAAAGAGCCUUUGCAUAUUUAACCUACAAAGUUAGGAUGAUCGUUAUUGUAAAAGAACAUUGACAACAUUAAACUUUAAGUUUUGUUCCGUUUCAUGUUCUCAAUUUUUGUUUUAGUGUUCUGUCACGAAAUGUCUCAUUGAGAAAUUGUUUGGUCACUGAAUGUUACAACAUACUGUAUAAGUUCUACAUUAUUGAAUCCAUAAGAUUAUUCAAUUUUUAGUGCUUUUUAGUUUUAGUUGUCAUUGAAUGUUAUGGUAGAAUAAGUUAUUUAGAUGUUUCUUGAUAUAUUGUUAAAACUGAGGAAUCACUUGCACAACAUGUAUUUAAUUCAUAAACGUUUGUUUAUGAAAUUUGACUGCAUGCCAUAUAUUUGGGUUGUCAAUACGUAGGGAGAAUUUGAAAAUAUUCAGUUAAUGAACUGUAGGAAAUCAUAAUUGAUGAUACAUGGUUCAACAACUUUGGUGAGUUCACUGACGACAAUCAAACUAAUGGAAUAAAACCUUAAUGCGACUGAGACUACCACUAUCUCCCUUUAAGCAUGUUCUCGAAAAGUGGAAAGUGGUCCUGUCAUCCGGUUGAUACAAUAAA
This is a messenger RNA of Hypomesus transpacificus, 1433 nucleotides long. It is a transcript of the gene ndufaf4, whose product is annotated as NADH:ubiquinone oxidoreductase complex assembly factor 4. Lineage: Eukaryota; Metazoa; Chordata; Actinopteri; Osmeriformes; Osmeridae. Gene Ontology annotation, cellular component: mitochondrion. The record is from RefSeq and is a predicted model, not a curated record. Gene Ontology annotation, biological process: mitochondrial respiratory chain complex I assembly. Bases 75 to 617 code for a protein of 180 amino acids. The transcript is spliced from 3 exons.